AUGGGAAAUUGCAUAUUCAAAGCGUUGGGAGCGGUGGAAGACAUGGCCAAAGUGGUGACGCCCGACGGCAGCGUGAUGGAGCUCUACGCUCCCAUCACCGCCGAGUGCGUCACCAACGAAUUCCCGGGCCACGCCAUCUUCGGCAGCCCCGGCCGCACCUCCCCGCCGCUCCUCCACAGCGAGAGCCUCCGCGCCGGCCACCACUACUACCUCCUCCCCGCGCACCGGGCCAAGGGCGCCGCCGCCGCCGCCGGUGCUCCGCCGCCGCCGUACCGGAUGUCGGUGGACAAGCUGCGGCGGCUGCCGGAGCAGGCGGAGGCGUUCCCGAGCGCGGGGGUGUGGAAGGUGCGGCUGGUCAUCGACACGGACCGGCUGUCGGAGAUACUGUCGCAGGAGGCGCGGACGGAGGCGCUCAUCGAGAGCGUCCGCACGGCGGCCAAGUGUGCGGCCGCCGGGGUCCCGUCCUCCUCCGCCGCGAGCUCCGAGCGGCGGAGUAGGACGAGCGCCGCGGAGUAUUGGUGA
Salvia hispanica is the source of this 522-nucleotide messenger RNA. RefSeq lists its product as uncharacterized. NCBI's taxonomy places the organism in Eukaryota, Viridiplantae, Streptophyta, Magnoliopsida, Lamiales, Lamiaceae. The record is from RefSeq and is a predicted model, not a curated record.